Messenger RNA from Drosophila erecta, 6048 nucleotides. Its product is annotated as microtubule-associated protein futsch. The record is from RefSeq and is a predicted model, not a curated record. Lineage: Eukaryota; Metazoa; Arthropoda; Insecta; Diptera; Drosophilidae. The transcript has 6 exons. Bases 82 to 5988 code for a protein of 1968 amino acids.
CCCGUUCUGCCAUUCACACAAAAAAUCGCGGCGUCCACCGAAUGGAAUUUUGAAAUAAAAACUAGUUAACAGCACAGAGCGAUGAACGCAAACAAACGCAGAAGUUCGCUGCGCAAGGCGCCGACCAAGGAAGAUGAGACGACCACAGCCUCCGCGAUCAAACAACAAAUCAAGCGACGCAUCAGUUUCAGUGGCAAGAAAUCCAUCAGGGAAUUCGUCAACACCAAGGAGACCAACAACUGGGACGACUCGUACGAGGUGUCGGAGAACCAUGCUGAGGACAGCACGGCAUCGAAAUGCGGAUCAAGAACAGCAUCAGUUGCAAAGGUAGUCGAGUCUGCCGACAAGGAGAACAUUCCCUUGAGCGGGGUCUGCGAGCGGGAGCGUGUCGACCUGUCCGUGAAUCUCCAGAACAGCGUUGAUAUCACCCUGUUGCCCUGCGAAAUGGUGGACAAAUCCAUAAAGACCACCUCUGUAUCGUUUUGCUUAUCCUCCGAGGAGCGAAAAGUGUUGCAAAGCAGUCUCAGGGACCACCAGCUUGUGGACAAGACCAUGGAUAUGAUGUCCGGAUCUCUCGUAAACCGCAUUCAAAUCCCGUCAAGCGUUUGUGACGAAUCCUCCUUCAAAUUUCCACCCAAAGAGACAGAGAAGGGAGUACACACGCCAGCUGCCAAGGCUGUGAGUGACUCCUUCAUGGACAUCACGCCGUUAGGAUUUACUGAUCCUACUCCUGCUGCUCCUGCUAAUGUUGCUCCCGCUCCUGUUUCCGCUCCAGCUCCUGCUGCAACUGUAAAUCGUCCAAAUCAGCGAAGUUUAAUGGAUCUGGAAGAUGACAGCAUUAUGGGGGAGAUGCGUGAGUUUACCAAAAACCAGAAAAAAACUCCGGCGCAGAAAUCGCUUUUCAUAGAUAUAGAGGAAACCAAGAAUAAAACCCCACAUGGAGCUGGAGAUGCAUCUCACCCAUUGAAUGUUUCCAAUGACCGAGAUCGUUCGCCAUCAAACUCAUUUGAGAGCUUUAAUAGCACCAUGAACUUUACGAGAGAUGAGUCCAUGCUGAUACCAUUUGACAUGAUUUCGGGGAAAAACAUUAGCAAAAAAAUCAAUUUCCGUCAACUCAACGAAGACCUAGAGGCGGGUAAGAUCCAGAUAUUUCCAAAUGGGCCAAAAACUCCGACGACAGAUCGUAAGAACAAGAAAAAUCGAUUUUGGUGUGGACUGGAAGAGAAAGGAAGAGAGGAUAGUAGUCCAAAGCAGGAUAUACGGAGCAUAGUACCACGAGGAACGUUAAAUUUCAGUGAGAACAUGACCUUGUCGCCGACGAAAACAAGUCCAGUUCGAGAGGACAAGGAGAAACUGAAGGUGGUGGAUGAGAAGCCAAUGUAUAGACUGUCCCAAGCGGAUGAGGUGAUGCUUAACAAUACAAACUUCUUGGCUCAUGCCAGACUAGGCGACGAAACUCAGUCGAGAAAUACGUCAAAGAACUCGACGAGGAGGGAGACUACUUACGAAAACCCGGAAUUGAAUUUGGAAUACCCUACGAUGAGUCAGGACUUUGAACCCAUUCCGAGUUCCAAGCCUCGUAAGACUGAUUUCAAGGCUGAAGAAAUGCAUGUGAGUCAGAUAGAUUACCCUGCUAUUCCUGAAUUGAAAACUGUUCCCACCCGACGCACCUUGCAUCUCAAUGAAUCCAUGGAUCAUGAAGCUACAAAGUCUACGUACGUGAGAAAGGAUAUUUCGGUUACCACGCAGGUGACUAUCUACGAAAAAUCCACAACCAACGAACAGAACACCAACCAAAAACACACCUUCACUAAAACCAAACGCAGGGAUACGCUUUUGAUGCAGGAAAGCAUGGAGGAAGACAUCAUUAGUCCUCUCAAGGAUUUACAUUUAAAGCCCAACGCAACAGGCCAAUCCAAAGUGGACCAUACGCUUUAUUUAGCAGAACCACUUGACGAAACCACGGACUUAAGCCAAAGCAAAAUGUUACCUAAUAAAAAUGUUUCCCCUAAAAAUAACGAACUCAAAGCUAGGAGAACUAUGCUAAUAGAGGAACCCAUGGAAGAGGAAACAAACAGUAAAAUUGUUCACAAUUCCAAAAGGAGGACUCUCCACCUUGCGGAACCUCUGGAUGAGGAGGAAGUCAUUUCAAACGAGACCAUACCAAUGAAAGUAUACGCGGAUCAAAAAAUCAAAUCCAAGGGUCGGCAAACUCUUCUGUUACAGGAGCCCAUGGAAGAGGAAAUAUUUCAUAAUAUGGAAGAUCCACCUGAAUGUGAUUUGAAAAGAAACAAAAUGGGACCUCUGGAAUACAGUCAACUAAACCACGUUAAGAGUUUUACUUCGCUAAACAAAUCCAAAGAUAAAUCCAGGCGAACCCUCCUGGUAGAAGAACCAAUGGAGGUGGACCGGGAAGGUAACAGUAAAGAGCCGCAAAUGUAUAAUACUGCCAAAUCUGGAGAGGACCACGUACAUAAGAUAACCAAAUCCAGACAAACUCUUCUUAUGUCAGAACCUUUAGAGGAGGAUAUGUGUCCACUGCCAAAGAAUAAUUCAAUAGUGACGCAAAAAACUAUACAUGAAUCAUCUGAGCAGCAGCGAUCGAAAUCGAGGCACACUCAAUUAUUCUCUGAGCCUAUUGAAGAAGAACAUAUUCAAGAGCCCCUGCCAGCUGGAAGGGAUAAUGGUUCAGCUAGACAACAAAGAUUCAAGCCAAGGCAAACACUCAUCAUGGCAGAACCCAUUGAAGAAGAUGUUGGAGAGCCGGGAGUUAAAUCAAAUGCGAAUAGGGUGCAUGCCAACAUCACAGGUUCGUCGAUUUCCAAAGCAAGGCACACGCUUUUGAUGUCCGAACCAAUUGAAGAAGAUCUAAAGAUCGAGCCGUUCAACGAAGAGAAAAGCAAGUAUGCCAGCUCCAAUAGGACCCUAAAAUCGAGGCGGACCGUUUUGAUGGCGGAACCGAUACAAGAAGAGGGUAAUAAAUCUAUCGCUGACAAAAUAGGUGAAUCUCAUUACAAAUCUAACCGCACGGAAUUUACGAAAGAAUCUUCUGACGAAAUGGUAUUCGAAAACGCUCGCCAGCCAUCCAAACUUCGCCAAACUCUGCUGUUGGCAGAGCCUAUACAGGAAGAUAUCUGCAAUCAGUCUAAGGAUCAGCCGAAGCCACACCCUGUAUCUAAAGAUAAGAUCAGACGGGAGCACUCAAGACGCCACACGCUUAUUAAUGCUGAACCCAUUGAAGAGGAUUUGGACUUAUGCAAACCGCUGGAAAAUUUAAAGGAGUCAUCUUUAAGUGCCAGAAUUAUUCGGUCAUUCGCCGAACCCAUUGAAAAUGCUAUAUUUUCUAUUACUGAUCAAAUAUCUAAACAUCAAUUUUUGGAAUCUACUCAAACUCUUCCCAAAGCAGAGCGUAUAAAAAAAGAUUCGGAACCCCUAAACCAACUCCAGCAGAAACCGAGAAACACCCUUAUCUCGCAUGAAACUAUUCAAGAGGAUCUGAGAGCUGGAGAGAAAAACACUUCGGUUGGACCUCUGAGAUCCACAUACAGACAUACCCUUAUCAUGGCAGAGCCCAUCGAAGAAGAUACAAGUAUCCACAGUGUGACCAAACAAAAUAUGACUGCCAAAACAAGACAAACCUUGCAUAUACCGGUGCCCAUUGAGGAGGAUUAUAGUCCAAGCCAACAUAAGGAAUCUGAAACGGUCAAGGGCAGAACUACGCUGUUUUCUUCAGAGUCCAUAAAAGAUGCAUCCGUACAACAUGCUGGAUUUUCUAAAAAGGAAUCGAUGGGCUCGAAGGUUUCAGCGGAGCCCAUCACUGCUGAUUUGGUUUCCAAAAGGCCAGAGGUGUCACGACCCGGGGAAGUGACUUUACCCAAACAGAGCCAGGUUCCUGCUGCUUCGUCAUCCAGAAGACAUACAUUACUCUUAUCAGAACCCAUGGAAGAGGAUGUGGAGAUUUUUGGCCAAAACUACCACACAAGUGAGCGACAAAUUUCCGAAAAACCAGACGGAAACAUCCAUUUACCAAACAAGUCCAUGCAAAAGGAUGAGAUAGGCACUUCUCCCAGUGCUAGGACCUAUCAAUCUAUGGCUAUGUCUGAAUCGAUGGAGUUCCAAAGUCCGCCCUGCAGGUCAAGGGGCCCGGACUUUAAUGCAAUGACCCCGGGAAUGUCCUUGACUGAAUUUAUGGAUCAGGAGGAGAUAUGCAAGACGCCGAUUCACAAAAGAGUUCUCAUGACGUCUCAUCGGAAAAAAAUGUCCAUUAACCAACCAGUGGCGAUAGACCUUGAGGCAGAUGCCUGCGGCGUUGGAACUCCAAAAACUAUCUUCCAACUAAAGCGCCUACACACGCAUCUCACGCCCAAUCUUCCGGAGUCCAAGAAACGACACACGCCUUUGCUUACGAAUAGCAACACGGAUACCGAAAUGAAGGAUAAUCAGGAAGGUGCUUGGGGGACGACAAACAUUCAGCUGAAUACGCAGAACAAUAAAUUACGCAGGACCUUCACAGUGGACCAGUUGGAUGCGUCGGUGCAGACAGUAAGGGACUAUAAUCCUGUAGUGACUGAGUUUAAAAAACAGGGCAAUCUUAAUGUGCUGGUGCUGCCACGAAAGUCGGCAUAUGACGUGGAUCUAGAGGAGAGACCCCAAACUAUUUCCGAUGUGACCAAUUACUUCCAGGAGCAAAAGGAGGAGCAGGGCAAGUCUAGCGAUAGAGAGAGCGGCAGCUCCAACGAUAGAACCUUCAAGAGCUACGCCGCAACGAACUCAAAAUUCAUCAAUCUGACCGGGAACACCACCAUCUUUGCAGCCGGAGGAGGUUUCGACGGUAAGGACCAGCCCCUCCAGAUAGACAACGAGCAACUAAGUCUGGUUUCCACGCUGGCGGAGGAAACAGACGAUGAUUACGACGAGGAGGAGGAUCAGGAGCAAGAAAACCAUCACUUAAAAUCUGAAAUCUGUGAGGGUCAGCUGAAUCCAAUGGUAAAAGCUGGCAGCGAAGGCUCCUGCAGGAAGUGCACGAAUUGCAAUCAAACUUUUAGCGAAACGAGGCUUAGUAGCGAUUCAUUUGUCCUGCCACCUCAGAAAUUGUGGGACUUUUCGAAGCAACAGCAACGGUUGCGCAAUUUAAGACAGAAACCGUCUUGGAAGGAUGUGAAAAGUUACUGGGAAAUCGAGGAGGUGGCUCGGCUGUCCAUGAAUCAGGACUCUGACGAUUCAAUAGAGCAGACCAUGGUGGAGGAGGAGCCAACCAAGUGGAACAAGGCGGCGCUUCUAGAAAUGUGCAAGAUUCGAACUGCUCAACUGAAGGCCAUAGCCAAGCCGCCGGAAUCUUUUUUUAUAAGACUCAAACGUUUGCUGGUCGAGCAGCAGCCCAACUGGAUAUUCGACUACCAACGUAAAGUGUCCAAGCAAUUGAUAUUUUACCACCGACAGCUGACCACGUUCCGAAUCGUGGUGAACUACCAAAUCGAAGACUUGGUGGAUGAGACGACCAUUAGCGUGUGUUCCAUUGAACUAGACAAUGAGGUGCACACUCCAAAGGAACAAUGGUCAUCGCGUGAACACUUUUUAAACUUCCACUUAAGUCUCAGGCUGCCCCUGAAUCCUGGUGACGAGAUAGAUGGCAGUGAUGAGGCAGCUUUUUUAAAAUUUCUCAACGGCAUUGAUCGGAGAAUUGCAGAGGUCAAGCAAAAGUUUCACAAAGUUUUAACCCUUCUAGCGCAGAAGAGGGCGAUGCUUCUAAGAGAAGCAAAUCGAACUAUUGUCAGAAAGGUAGUACGAAAAUGCAUCGAGCAGGAACCCGUCGUGCGUCUCGAGAAGAUUAGUUUCCUUAUUGAAAUUGGCAAUAUUGAGGACGUUUCCUUCGCGGACAUCCUACGCCCUGAACUGCAUCUCUUCAAUGAAAACAUUCAGUAUCUGCCAAAGGGAAUUCCAUUUCUGGAAGCCUUUCUUACCGAUCCGGAGCAGUACCUUAGGAAAUAAAUCUGUAUAUUAGAGUGUAAAAUGAUUAUGUAUAAUAAGUAUUAAAUAAAAAUACAUGCA